AUGAGAUCAUCCUCCAGCUUCUCGCCGUUCUCACGCCUCCCAGCAGAGCUGCAGAUUCAGAUCUGGAAGGAAGCGUCUCGGGAGCCGUCGAUCCACACUUUUGACGUCUGCUUUCCAUCGAGAGGGGCAAAAGGCCGAGCACGGAGUGCCUUUACGUCUUUCGGCGGAAUGGUUGACGAAGAGCGUUAUGCAAUUUACGAAACGACGGUGUUUUUUGAUGCAACGACACUUGAACCAGACCUCUCUGUAUACAAGUGGAAAGAAAAGCUGCGGACUACAUGUUGGGAAGCAAACAAAGCGGUGCAGCUGCAGAGUUCUGAGCCAGACCGACAGUUGAUGCAUGAUGUCGAACAUUCGGAUGUGAAUUCCGUCUACUUACCAGGGCCUGAUCGCUGGGUCACAUACGACAAUCGGCUCGACGUGAUACAUCUCCGUCUGAGAGCUGACCCAAUGAGUGGUAUGGAGUCUCCUGGCGACAUUGAAUCUGGCAAUAUUAACUCUGCUGGUGAAGGAAGUGAGCCGAUACCAUCGAGAUCUCCUGAAUCGAUGUGUGGAGUCAGCCGCCUUCUGGACUGUCUUUGGAGCAAGGAGAUGGCUACCACUGUCAGGCUAGCCAGACACAUUGCCUUUGACGUGUCGGAUGUGUGGGAUGACAGCACAGCGGGACCUCUCUUCUUGGAGGAGGCGCCUUUCCUGGCCUUCACCUGGGUGGACAACCAUUGGCACAUAUCAAGAGACUUCAACAAAAAUGCUGUGAACUUGAACGAGACCUUCACGGAUCGAGCGACACGGAGUUGGCACGAGUUCCGGAUUCAAUCCGCGGAGUAG
Thyridium curvatum is the source of this 828-nucleotide messenger RNA. RefSeq lists its product as uncharacterized. The transcript has 2 exons. NCBI's taxonomy places the organism in Eukaryota, Fungi, Ascomycota, Sordariomycetes, Thyridiales, Thyridiaceae. The coding region runs from base 1 to 828 and encodes 275 amino acids. The record is from RefSeq and is a predicted model, not a curated record.